AUGAGUGUAUGUGGAUUUGCACUAGCGCUUCAGCUUCUGGUGUUUGAACUCGUGCCUGGGCUGCGGGAGAAGCUGAAGAAUCCCGACGAGUUCCCAAUGUUGCUUGAUCAUCCAAAUGAUUCAAUUCCGAGACAGUGGUCUUUAAGUUUAGAGGUAUGUUCACUACUUGAUGUAGACUCACAAUUAUUUGAAAAGGAAAGUUGGGGUAAAUGGGAUGACGAGAGAAAUGAUAGCCGUGGGAGACGACUUGGCAGUAGUCCAGUGAGACGUUCCUCGCAUUUAGGGAGUCUUGCUGCCAGGGGAAGAAGUUGCCAAUCCCCACCUGGGGUCCACAUAAGUGGUGUAGUGGGCGAUGAAGUGUUUACCCCUUCCUGGAAGCAGAACAAGGGAAGUAGUGUGGAAUGUGGUGGACGUGUUUCUCCUGCUAAGGUAGGAGAUAUGUUAUGCGUAGGUGUUGAGGAGGCGGAUGAUAUAAUGGCAGGUGUACUUAAUGAUAUCCGCAGCCUGGUUGAGGUUGGCGUUAGCAAAGGGGGUGGUGGGCAGAGAUUUGAGAACUCUAAGGAGAAAGCAGUUGUAACUUUCGAUAGACCUGUUGAGGAGAAGAGUCAGAACACAGCAGAGGAGGCUAACUUGAUAGAAAGGGAGUUGGGAUUUAAUAAGGUUGUUGGGAAUAUUGUUGAGGAGCAUUGCGAGCAGCGUGGGAGAGUUGUGAGUGAUGUGGGUGAGGACUUCAGUGUAGAGACGAUUGCGGAUGGAGAAGACUUGGGGGAGAACAUUAUGGAUGAGGACAUCGUUGUAGAGACGAAUGCGGAUGGAAAAGACCAGGUGGACAAUGUAUUGGUUGAAGACGUGGUAGUGCAAUCGAAGACAGAUGGACAUGAAGAGAUAGACACUGGCGAGCGAAGGAGAGAUUUGGGUGAGGACGUCAUUGGUGACUUGAUGCCGGAAGGACACGAUGAGAUGGACAGCGAGAAGGUGGGCGAGAAGCCUGACCCGUUGAGCGAGGAUAAGGGAGAACCUGUAGAGAAAGUGGAGACGAUGGGGGGUCAUGAGCAGCACGAAGCCACCUCCGCUGAAGUGGGUGUAAGGCAUGAUGCUGUUAAAGAGGACCCAAAAAAGCAGGGGAAUAAGAAGCGUAAAGAGCCGCUGUCUGAGGAUCCCCAUGAUCUGGCUGGUGCAUUGAAGCAGAAGAAGAGGCAGCCAUUAGAUACUCCAAUUCGCGAGUUGGAUGCAGAUGUUUAUAAGUUGUUUGAACAUACACAUAUGAUGGCCGGUGCCGUGAAACACGUAACGAAGCCUAGGUAUGCGUUUAACAACAAUUUCCUCUUUGCAUAUGGAGGUCCUGAUGGGGUGGCUGUCGUCGAAGAAGUUGAAGACACCGAGACUGUAUACAUGCCCAUGUGUUGGGCGGACGAGCAUUGGGUUGGGUUGGCUAUUAAUCUCAGUUUCGGUCACAUUGAGGUUUUGGAACUGUACCCUCCCUUGAGAACCGAUGAAGAGGUGGUAUGGUGGAUGAGCCCAAUUUGCGUAAUGCUGCCGUAUGCCGUGAAAAGUCUUUGUCCACAGACGUCGCAGCUCAGUGGGGUUAGACCAUACAGGUGGACAAGAGUAGGCGAUAUUUACUUGAACAAAAGAUCUGGCGAUUGUGGCCUCGUGGCUGUCAAAUUUAUGGAACUGCAUGUAGCAGGAGAUCCGUCGCCUCACAUGUUCGGCCUUACUGACGAGAUAAUGGAUAACUUUAGGAAGCAGUUUGCUAUGGACCUUUACAGGGAUUUAGUUGUACCCCUGUAUUGUUGUAAGGUGUAG
Messenger RNA from Thlaspi arvense, 1806 nucleotides. NCBI's taxonomy places the organism in Eukaryota, Viridiplantae, Streptophyta, Magnoliopsida, Brassicales, Brassicaceae. The record is from the annotation of a GenBank genome assembly.